AUGUUUUUAUACAAUCUAACCAUCAGCCCAACAACAGCCAUUAACCAGGCAAUCCACGGUAAUUUCUCUGGCACUAAGCAACAGGAAAUCAUCGUGGCACGGCAAACACGCUUAGAAUUACUAAAGCCUGACCCAACUUCAGGAAAGAUACACACGAUUCUUUCACAUGAAUGCUUUGGGCUAGUUCGCAGUAUUGCUCCAUUCAGGCUCACUGGUGGCAACAAAGAUUUCAUUGUCGUUGGUUCUGACUCGGGUCGUAUUGUCAUUUUAGAAUACAACCCAACAAAAAACAUAUUUGAAAAAGUGCACCAAGAAACUUAUGGAAAGACAGGCUGUCGUCGUAUCGUACCAGGUCAAUAUCUGACUGCCGAUCCCAAAGGUCGAGCAGUUAUGAUUGGCGCUGUUGAAAAGCAAAAGCUUGUUUAUAUUCUUAAUCGCGAUUCAGCUGCCAAUUUAACCAUCUCUUCUCCCUUGGAAGCUCACAAGAGUCACACUAUUAUUCAUCACAUUACUGCUGUUGACGUCGGUUUUGAAAAUCCAACAUUUGCCUGUCUUGAAGUGGACUAUUCAGAUGCUGACACCGAUCCAUCAGGUCAAGCUGCGGAAAGCGCCGAGAAGAGUUUGACUUAUUACGAACUAGAUCUUGGCUUGAACCAUGUUGUAAGAAAAUGGAGCGAAGUUGUAGAUCGCAAAGCUAAUAUGCUCAUUCCAGUCCCUGGUGGGAACGACGGCCCUUCAGGUGUUUUGGUCUGUACAGAAAACUUUAUUGCCUACAAACACCCAGACGCAGAAGAGCUUCGAAUUCCUAUUCCUCGUCGUGCUCAGCCAUUAGAAGAUCCAAAGAGAGGUAUCAUCAUCAUCGCAGCAGCAGUUCAUAAGAUGCGUGUUGAAAAGAAGACACAAUUCUUCUUUUUAUUGCAAUCAGAAGAAGGUGACCUGUACAAGGUCACCAUGGAUCAUGCAGAUGGGACGGUUCACGAUUUGACCAUCAAAUACUUUGACACUAUUCCAACUGCAACUUCAUUAUGCAUCUUGAAGAGUGGUUUCCUUUUUGCAGCAAAUGAGUUUGGAAACCAUCGCCACUAUUUCUUUGAAGGACUUGGAGAUGAUGCUGAUGACCCAGAAAUAUCAGCCACGGUUUAUAUGGAGCAAGAGGCAAGCUCAGAUGAAAUACCUCUUGUUUAUUUUAAGCCUCGACCUUUGAAGAAUUUGACACUUGUUGAUGAAUUGGAAUCAUUAGCGCCCAUGAUGGAAUCCAAGAUAUUGAAUUUGGCAGACGAAGAAACACCUCGUAUAUAUGCCAUUUGUGGAAAAGGUCCAUUGUCCACUUUCCGUAUCCUCAAUCAAGGCGUGGAAGCCGCAGAGUUGGCUGUAAGUGAGCUGCCAGGUAACCCAAGCGCUGUGUGGACAACCAAGCUUCGAGCUGAUGAUCCAUAUGACGCUUAUAUCGUCGUUUCAUUCGCCAAUGCUACACUCGUUCUAUCUAUUGGUGAAACAGUGGAGGAAGUAACAGAUACCGGCUUCUUGACCGACGCACCAACAUUGGCUGUUCAACAGUUGGGAGAAGAUGCACUGGUCCAGGUUCAUCCACACGGUAUCCGUCAUAUUCGUGCCGAUCGUCGUGUGAACGAAUGGAGAGCACCUCAAGGACAGACGAUUGUUGAGGCGGCUACUAAUAGUCGACAGGUGGCAAUUGCGUUAUCAAAUGGACAAAUCGUUUACUUUGAAAUGGACAACAUGGGACAAUUGAAUGAACACCAGGAGCGUAAGCAAAUGUCUUCACAUAUUACCAGUUUAGCCUUAGGUGAGGUGCCCGAAGGCCGUGUAAGAUCACGCUAUGUCGCUGUCGGUUGUGAUGAUCAGACUGUUCGUAUUUUGAAUCUUGAUCCUGACUCAUGCUUGGAACCUGUUUCGAUGCAAGCUGUUCAAGGUGUCCCUUCUAGUUUGUGUAUGAUUGAAAUGAUGGAUACCGAUCAAGGUCAUGGUACACAAUAUCUUAACAUUGGUCUCAGCAAUGGUAUCUUUCUUCGAACCAUCCUUGACACUAUCACUGGUCAACUGUCAGACACUCGUGCUCGAUUUAUUGGAGCAAAGAGUGUCAAGCUGUUCAAGAUCUCUAUUCAAGGACAUCCUGCUGUUUUGGCUUUAUCUACUAAGCCAUGGGUUAGCUAUACUUUUCAAAAUAGACUCUAUCUCACACCUCUCAGUUAUGAAAUGCUGGAACAUGGUAGCGCAUUUGUUAGUGAACAAUGUCCUGAAGGUGUUGUAGCUGUAGCAGGAAACACACUAAGAAUCUUUACAGUAGAGAAAUUAGGCAGUAUAUUCAAUCAAUUUUCUAUUCCAUUAAAGUACACGCCUAGAAAAUUUGCUCUUCACCCUCCAACACGUACAUUUGUUAUUGUGGAAAGUGAUCACGCAACGUUUUCUCCUGCAGAAAAGGCAAAAGGAAUUAUAGAAAAAGAGAAUGAAGGAUAUGAGAUUGACGAAGAUAUCAUCAACCUUGACCCUCUUCAAUUUGGUCAUGUUCGUAACGCCCCCGGCAAGUGGGCAAGUUGCAUUCGUCUGAUAGAGCCAUUUGAAGGCAAGACAUUAGACUUGAUUGAAUUGGAGGAAAACGAAGCGGCCUUCAGCGUUGCCAUGGUACAGUUCCGUCACAACCCUCAUGCGUCUGAUCCCUCCGAGCAAUUCGUUGUUGUUGGUACAGGACAGAAUGUGAACUUGUCACCUCGUUCAUGCACAACCGGAUAUUUGCACGUCUAUCGAGUGGUACAAGCAGAAAAUGGACAAUUACGUCUUCAUUUCAUACACAAGACACCUAUUGAUGACGUGCCUAAUGCCCUAUUAGCUUUCCAAGGACGACUUUUGGUUGGUGCAGGAAAGGCGCUUCGUAUAUACGACAUUGGUAAGAAGAAGAUGCUGCGAAAGUGUGAAACAAAGAGUAUCCCCAAUGCCAUUGUUUCAUUACAUACACAAGGUCACAGAAUUAUAGCUACAGAUGUGCAAGAAUCUGUGCACUAUGUUAUAUAUAAGCAUGCAGACAAUCGGUUGGUCGUGUUUGCAGACGAUACCGUUCCAAGAUGGAUAACAGCAACCACCAUGGUGGAUUAUGAGACAGUAGCUGGAGGAGAUAAAUUUGGCAAUUUCUUUGUCGAUCGUCUGCCUUCAAUUGUUUCUCAUGAAAUAGAUGAAGAUACGACUGGUAAUAGAAUCUAUCAUGAAAAAGGGUAUCUCCAUGGUGCCCCUAAUAAGGUCGAAAGCUUAUGUGAAUAUUUUACUGGAGAUAUCAUUACAUCCAUUCACAAGACAACCCUCUUGGCAGGAGGUAGAGAAGUCUUAUUGACUACAUCAUUCUCAGGAGCAAUCUCUAUUUACGUUCCAUUCUUAUCAAAAGAAGAUAUCGAAUUCUUUCAGAUGCUUGAAGUGCAUAUGAGAGCAGAAGCGCCUCCACUUGCUGGACGAGACCAUCUGCUUUAUAGAAGUUUCUACAUACCUGUCAAGUCUGUUAUCGAUGGUGACUUGUGUGAACAAUUCAAUUCACUGCCUGCAGAAAAGAAGCGUAUGAUUGCUGAGGAACUUGAUCGAUCAGUGGCCGAUGUUCAAAAGAAGAUCGAAGAUAUGCGUAUACGUUCUGGAUUCUAA
This is a messenger RNA of Rhizopus microsporus ATCC 52813, 3639 nucleotides long. RefSeq names its product putative splicing factor 3B subunit. The coding region runs from base 1 to 3639 and encodes 1212 amino acids. Gene Ontology annotation, molecular function: U2 snRNA binding; protein binding. NCBI's taxonomy places the organism in Eukaryota, Fungi, Mucoromycota, Mucoromycetes, Mucorales, Rhizopodaceae. The transcript is spliced from 6 exons. The record is from RefSeq and is a predicted model, not a curated record. Gene Ontology annotation, biological process: mRNA splicing, via spliceosome. Gene Ontology annotation, cellular component: U2 snRNP; nucleus.